Molecule: messenger RNA, 1059 nt
Organism: Lachancea nothofagi CBS 11611
Lineage: Eukaryota; Fungi; Ascomycota; Saccharomycetes; Saccharomycetales; Saccharomycetaceae
Source: the annotation of a GenBank genome assembly
AUGGAAUAUAAUAAUCCCAGCCAUAUGGUGGCACAAGAACCAAGGCCGGGGCUAGGAGAACGGCAAAGAUCGCUUUUACCGCAAAGGUCCGCGGUCUCAAAAGGCAAGUACACGCUUCACGACUUUCAAAUCCUUAGAACACUGGGAACUGGGUCUUUUGGGAGAGUGCAUCUGGUGCGCUCAGUGCAUAACGGGCGGUAUUACGCCAUUAAAGUGCUGAAGAAACAGCAGGUGAUAAGGAUGAAGCAGAUUGAACACACUAACGAUGAGCGCCGCAUGCUGAAGCUCGUAGAUCAUCCCUUUUUGAUCCGGAUGUGGGGCACCUUUCAGGAUUCGCGCAAUUUGUUCAUGGUUAUGGACUAUAUUGAAGGUGGUGAACUGUUUUCACUGCUGAGAAAGUCGCAGCGGUUUCCCAACCCUGUGGCUAAAUUCUACGCUGCAGAAGUUAUUCUAGCCUUGGAAUAUCUACAUGCGCACGACAUUAUAUACCGCGACCUGAAGCCUGAAAAUAUUCUGUUGGAUCGGAAUGGGCACAUCAAGAUCACAGACUUUGGCUUUGCUAAAGAAGUGGAUACUGUGACAUGGACCUUAUGCGGAACUCCGGAUUACAUUGCUCCAGAGGUCAUUGCCACCAAACCGUACAAUAAGUCCGUCGACUGGUGGUCCCUUGGAAUUUUAAUUUUUGAAAUGUUAGCGGGCUACACACCAUUUUACGAUACAACACCAAUGAAAACAUAUGAAAAGAUUCUACACGGGAAAGUUACGUAUCCUCCGUUCUUCCACCCUGAUGUAGUCGACCUAUUGGUGAAACUAAUCACAUCUGAUUUGACACGUAGAUUGGGUAAUUUACAGAGUGGUCCACAAGACGUUAAAUCCCAUCCUUGGUUCAGCGAAGUCAUAUGGGAGAAACUUUUGGCGAAAGAUAUCGAAACCCCUUACGAGCCACCAAUUACGGCUGGUGUAGGUGAUUCUUCUCUAUUUGAUCAGUAUCCUGAAGAACAUUUGGAUUACGGGAGCCAAGGUGAAGAUCCCUACGUGCAAUAUUUUGUUGAUUUUUAA